GGCGCUGAGGCCGCUCCGCCGCCAGCGGGGCCCGGGUUCAUGUAAUCAAAGGAGUUUCUUUGUUAUAUCUUUUCAGAACACAACAGGAAUUCAAAAUGAACCAGACCACAACUGACUCCCCUGUUGCUGUGGAGACCUUGGAUGAUGUUCCUGAGCACGUGCUGAGGGGCCUUCCUGAGGAUGUGAGGCUCUUCCCAUCUGCUGUUGACAAGAGUCGGCUUGGUGUCUGGGCAACAAAGUCAAUUUUGAAAGGCAAGAAGUUUGGACCAUUUGUUGGUGAUAAGAAAAAAAGAUCACAAGUUAAGAGCAAUGUGUACAUGUGGGAGGUGUAUUACCCCAACCUGGGCUGGAUGUGUGUGGAUGCCACCGACCCCGAGAAGGGCAACUGGCUGCGUUACAUCAACUGGGCUCGCUCGGGCAAGGAGCAGAAUCUCUUUCCCUUGGAAAUCAACAGGACCAUUUACUACAAGAGUUUGAAGCCAAUCGCGGCGGGCGAGGAGCUUUUGGUGUGGUACAAUGGCGAGGACGACCCGGCGAUAGCGGCCGCGAUCGAGGAGGAGCGAGCGAGCGCCCGCAGCCGCCGGCACUCCCCGAAGGCCCGCAGAGGAAAGAAGAAGACUCAGGAAGGUAAAAACAAGGGAAAGAAGGCAGCAGAUACGAAACAGAAAAAGAUUGAUUUGGAUUCUACUUCUGCAGAUAUGAGGGAUUCUAAAGAGGGUCAUAAAGAGGAAGAUGAAACACCUUCUGUUUCUGCUGUGCUGUCUCUGGAACAAACAGCUGUGAUUCAGGAAAUGGUAAAUCAAGAUGUACUUCCAAAGCUGAUGAUCCCCAGUCCGACCAAUGAGCCACAAGUGGUAAGUGAAGACAAACAAGGAGAAGCAAUAAAUUGUGCAUCAGAUGAUUUAGAUGACGAUGAAGAGGACGAUGAAGAAGAGGAAGAUGAAGAGGAGAUGGAAGAUACCAAUAUGCCUAAAGAAAAUGCUGAAAUGCCUUUGAUGUGUGAAGAAAAGUUGGACUCCUUGGAAGAACAAAAGAGCACGUCAGAGGAAUCUCCAGAAAGCUCUCCAAAGAAAAAACUCGUGGUGAAAAUUCCAAAAGCACAGGGGGAAUCCAACGGUGACGUUCAGGAAACAUUCAUGUUUCCCUGCCAGCAUUGUGAGAGGAAGUUUACAACAAAGCAGGGGCUGGAGCGCCACAUGCACAUCCACAUCUCCACACUGAGCCACGCGUUCAAGUGCCGGUACUGCGGGAAAGCCUUCGGCACUCAGAUCAACAGGCGCAGGCACGAGCGACGCCACGAGGCCGGGCCGAAAAGGAAACCCUUCCUGACACUGACCUCGUCACAGCACUUGGAGAAUGUUGCUGAUAACCAAGUGAUUGUGGAUGAUGGUCUUAAAGAUGACCUGAACGUUCCCACUCUUGUGCAAGACUCUGUUGUCUUGGAUUCUGAGAAAGUUUCCCAGGAAAUGUCAAACUCUGCAUUUGCUGAGGAAAAUAAGGAGCCCAAAGAAUUGCAUCCAUGCAAAUACUGCAAAAAGGUGUUUGGUACUCACACCAACAUGCGCAGGCAUCAGCGGAGGGUUCACGAACGUCAUCUGAUUCCCAAAGGUGUCAGAAGAAAAGGGUUCUUCACUGAAGAGCCACCUCUCCCAACAGAGCCUGCCCCAGCAGUCCAGAGUGCGUACAUAGCCAACACAGAAAUAGAAGAGGAAGGUGAAGGGGAUGAUGUCUAUCUUAUGGAUAUAUCCAGCAAUAUCUCCGAGAAUUUAAAUUACUACAUCGAUGGCAAAAUUCAGUCCAACAGCAACACUAGCAAUUGUGAUGUGAUUCAGAUGGAGUCCAACUCUGCAGACUUGUAUGGAUUGAACUGUAUCAUCAGUCCUGUCACAGUAGAAAUUUCCUCAAAUUUAAAGGUUACACAAACACAUGUGAAUGAACCUGCUAAGGAGCCCUCUAGCAGUGGGAGCAGUGAAUCCAAAAAGAGAAGAACUGCUAGCCCUCCUCUUGUACCAAAAAUAAAAACUGAAAUAGACCCAGAACCUAUAACUCCUACUAGUUCAUUAAAUCUUCCUCUUACCAUUUCAACAGAAAGCUUAGCUUUUCCUAAAGAAAAAGGGGUUUAUUUGUCAUCAAAAUUAAAGCAGCUCCUUCAGACACAGGACAAUAAGAAGAUAACUCCAUCAAGUGAAAUCCCUAAAAUAGGACCGUCUGUUACAUCAUCGCCUAUUUUGCCUCCAGUAUCCAGCAGAUUUAAAAGAAGGACCAGCUCUCCUCCCAGUUCUCCACAGCACAGCCCAGUGCUUCGAGACUUUGUCAAAACAGGUGAGGGAAAAACUGUGUGGAAUGAUAAUAUUCGGAGUUCAAAAAUGCCAAAGUUAGAAAGCCACAGCAACUCACCUGCUUGGAGCUUGACUGCAAGGGAGGACAAAGAGACUUUGAGCCCUCUUUGCUUUGAAGAAUAUAAAAUAUCAAAAGACUGGACAGCAGCUCCGACUUUUGGCAACGUGUGCAACCAGCAGCCACUGGAUUUAUCCAGUGGUAUGAAACAAAGGUCUGAUGUCAAAAGCAAGACUCAGGUUCCCUGGGAAUCCGUUUUAGAUCUAAGUGUGCAUAAGAAGCCUUGCAGCGAUGCUGAAAUUAGAGAAUACAAAGAAAACUCCACACAGCCAACGUGUAGUGGUGUGAAGAAGAAGAAACCCACCACGUGCAUGCUGCAGAAGGUUCUGCUGAACGAGUACAACGGGACAGAUGCAGCCCUGGACAGCGCGCUGGGCGUGGACAGCGCCGGCAGCCCCGGCAAGGCCCUGGAGCCUCCGGCAGAGCCCGAGGCAGAUCCCUGUCCCUCGGCAUCGUCUUCCACUGACACUCAGCCCCUCAGCUCCUCUGCUUCCCCUGUGCCACAGGCCCCUGCUGCACCUGCUGUGUGCCAGCUGCCUCCAUUGUUAACGCCCACCAACCCCCCGUCCCCGCCGCCCUGCCCGCCCGUGUUAACGGUGGCCACCUCACCUCCCCCCCUGCUCCCGACGAUGCCCUUACCCAUUCCAGAUGUCUCUGCCAGUGCCACUAACACUUCCUCCUGUCCCUCGCCACUCUCCAACACUACUACCCAAUCCCCACUACCAGUUCUUUCGCCUACAGUUUCUCCUUCUCCAUCCCCUGUCCCUUCUGUUGAACCUCUUAUUUCUGCUGCUUCACCUGGCCCCCCUACGCUCUCUUCCUCCUCUUCCUCCUCCUCAUCCUCCUCUUUCUCAUCCUCUUCCUCCUCAUCGUCCCCAUCUCCACCUCCUCUUUCUGUAGUUUCUUCUGUUGUUUCCUCUGCUGAUAACCUUGAAAGUUCUCUCCCAAUAAUAAAGCAGGAAGAAGCUGAAAGCGAGCAGCAGAAAGCAAGAGAAGAUCCUCAUACUUCAAGUCAAUCAGGAGCAGUGCAGGAAACGUUCAACAAGAGCUUUGUGUGCAAUGUCUGCGAAUCACCUUUUCUUUCCAUUAAAGACCUAACGAAGCAUUUAUCCAUUCAUGCUGAAGAAUGGCCCUUCAAAUGUGAAUUCUGUGUACAGCUUUUUAGGGAUAAAACAGACUUGUCAGAACAUCGCUUUCUGCUUCAUGGAGUAGGGAAUAUCUUUGUUUGUUCAGUGUGUAAAAAGGAAUUUGCUUUUUUGUGCAAUUUGCAACAGCAUCAACGGGAUCUCCAUCCAGACAAAGAGUGCUCACAUCAUGAGUUUGAAAGUGGGACUUUGAGACCCCAGAAUUUUACUGACCCCAGUAAGGCGAACGUGGAGCACAUGCAGAGCCUGCCAGAAGAUUCUUUGGAACCUUCCAAAGAGGAGGAAGAUGAAGAUCUUAAUGAUUCUUCUGAAGAGCUUUAUACUACUAUAAAAAUAAUGGCUUCUGGGGUGAAAUCUAAAGAUCCAGAUGUUCGUAUGGGCCUCAAUCAACACUACCCAAGCUUUAAACCACCUCCGUUCCAGUAUCACCAUCGUAAUCCUAUGGGUAUUGGAGUUACUGCAACAAACUUCACAACCCACAAUAUCCCACAGACUUUUACUACUGCCAUUCGAUGCACAAAAUGUGGAAAAAGUGUUGAUAACAUGCCUGAGUUACACAAACACAUACUGGCCUGUGCAUCUGCUAGUGAUAAAAAGAGAUACACCCCUAAAAAAAAUCCAGUACCCCUCAAACAGACAGUGCAGCCUAAGAAUGGCAUGGUGGUUAUUGCUGGGCCUGGGAAGAACGCCUUCAGACGAAUGGGUCAGCCUAAGAGACUCAAUUUCAAUGUUGAGAUUAGCAAAAUGUCCUCCAAUAAACUAAAAAUAAGUGCAUUGAAAAAGAAAAACCAGCUUGUCCAGAAAGCUAUCCUGCAAAAAAAGAAAUCUGCCCAGCAGAAGGCAGAACUGAAAAAUAAUUCAUCUGAGACGGACUCUCACAUCUGCCCCUACUGUAACAGAGAGUUCACUUACAUUGGGAGUUUGAACAAACACGCAUCAUACAGCUGCCCCAAAAAACCCAUCUCUCCCUCCUCCAAAAAGAAUUCUUCCAAAAAAAGUGCAGCUUCUUCACCUGCCAACAGUGACAAAGGCAGCAACCAGCGCAGGAGAACAGCAGAUGCAGAAAUCAAAAUGCAGAGCACUCAGCCUCACCUGGGCAAGACGAGAGCACGAACCUCAGGACCUGCACAGCUCCAGCUCCCCUCUGCCUCCUUCAAGUCCAAACAAAACGUUAAAUUUGUUCCUUCCAUACGAUCUAAAAAGCCAAAUUCAUCUUCAUCGUUGAGGAACUCUAGUCCUGUAAGAGUGUCUAAAAUGUCCCAUGUUGAUGGGAAAAAAACUAAGGUGGUUUCUAAGAACAAUUCCUCUGGAAUCUCCAGCAAAGCGUCCCGGAAAUUGCACGUCAGAAUACAAAGGAAUAAUAAAGCUGUUUUGCCAAGUAAAUCUGUGGCGAGUAAGAAAAAGGCAGACAGGUUCAGUGUAAAAUCUAGAGAGAGGAUUGGAGGACCAAUCACUCGGAGCCUGCAGCAGGCAGCAAAUGCAGAGGCAGCAGAAAACAAAAGAGAUGAAAGCAGUACAAAGCAAGAACUAAAAGAUUUCAGGUAAGCAUUUAAUUUGAAGUUGAAACAACCCAGGAACACGUUGCUUGCUGUUUUGCCAAUUUUCUUGGUUUUCUUUUUAUUCCUUUUUUUUUCUUUUUUUUUUUUUUUUUUGAGUUUCUCAUGCUUCAAUAAAAAAAAAAAAGUUGCAUUUCCUAAAACAUGAAUUAGCAGAUACUGAUGCUGAGGUAUGAUGUACAUACUUGAUGCAUUUUGUCAUGUCGUGAAACAAUACACGGUUUGUAUAGAGAAUGUCUUUAAUUAUAAACUGAAUUGAAAACUCUGGAAAAAAAUGUCAAUACCUGAGUGCAAAUAAACUUAAUGUCAUUAAACUCAAUGUUAUUGGAGACACUGACCUUGUAUUUGGUAUCUGACUUCUAAGGUAGGCCAGAAUCAUUCUUGAUUUAUUUAUGGCGGUUCACUAAGUUAAAAAACAUGACUGCAUUCUUUACUCACUAAAAUAACUUGCUUUGGUUUGUAAUAAAAAGCAUUCUCUGCAUAUAUAUAUAUAAAAGAAACAAACCAUGACCAAAUACUUCAAAAAUGUAUGUGCAUAUGGACUGAGAUAAUUAAAUACUUAAUAUAAGGGAAAUAGACAUGUAAGAAAAGUUACAUGAACAUGUAAAUUUGUUAGAAGUAUCAUGCUUUUAUGUUUCACUAUAAAACUUUAUAAUUAAAGUUCUAUUUCUUUUUGAGAAGAAGCAUUUUAAUCACAAGAAAGGGUAAUCCUUCAAUAAAUAAAUAAAAAUCUUAAUCUACGUGCCUGAGUCCCGAUUUACGUCUUCAUGUAGUCUCUCCAAUCAAUAGUAUCUUUUGCACGGUGUUUAUAACCUUUGUUCCCCUGCUCCUGCCCUGUUUUCCUUGGAAAGGGGCUUCUGCUUUGCUGAGGAACUUUCACAAAGCUCACUGGUAAUUAAGAGUUCUUUCGGGGUUGGUAAUUGCAGCACCGGGCUGUGAUUAACACCAGGUUUAGGGCCAAGGGUAGGGGGUUUUUAAUCGAAGUCAUUGCUAGAGGAGGAGGGGGAGGAACUGGCAGCCUCUGUCAGAACAAGGAGAGGAGGAUCUGUUCAUUGUCAAAAUCCAAACUGUUCACAGUUUGUUUGUCUUACAGUGAACAUCUCGAGGUGCAAAUAGUGAGGAAAUACUUUGUGAAUUAAAGGUUCCAUAUAGCAGAAUUGUUCCCGAGUGCUGGAGGAGAAUUUAACUUAAAAUAGUCCAUACCCAAAUUAGGAUGUGUUGAAGGAGAAAAAUGUUAUUGGAAUUUGGAGACUAAUGGUGUAAAAAUGCCUUUUAGGAACAAGAAAUGUCUACCAGGCCCGUUCCCUCGGGACAUAAACAUCUUCAUGUUAAUUCUCAUCAGCUGCUCUUAGUUAUGUUUGAAACUGUAUUUAAAUGAUGCCAGAACAGAUCAGUAGAGUAAGAAGCCAAAACACCACAUCUUCCCAUCUAAAUGAAUCAUUUGACCUCAGGCAAAAUAACCAAGUACUUGGAAAUGGGUGCAAGUGGGAAUUGUUCAGUAGUAUUUGGGGAAAUACCAAUUGACCUGUGGUAAGGUUUGCCUGACUGGCUCAAAUACCAGCCAAAUACUGCUUUAAUUUGACUGCUUGGAGUCUUUAUCAGUUUAACAAAUAGUUACACUUGGGAAUUCUUUUUGUCUCUGAAGUAACUUUCAUAAAUCUAGAUUAUGUAGUCAACUUCUUUUUAUAUCAAUUAUAUAGUAUGAAGGAUUUUUUUGCCUUCGUACACGAAUAUCAGCACAGUUUAACUUUGAUUCUACUCUGUGUAGGCACUGUUGGGUUUUGAUUUUUUUCCAGGAAAUCUGAAUAUUUUUUCAAGACUUGCUUUAUGUGUAUUUGUCUGCCAGUUUGUUUUUCACCUUUCAGUUUUUCUGUGAAAACAUACUUCUUCACAAAUUGUUUCGUCAUUUAUCUUCAGUUUCGUUUUGUUUUUAAUUCCUAUUUUCUAGGACUCUCCUGUAAAAACAACAAAAAAAAUCCCUUAAUGCCAUGGUAGAGCUAUUGCAUGCUCAUCUUAGGAUAAGCACUAUGCCAAGGGAUGUGAAAUCCAAGCUUGCAGAACCUGCAGAAGCUGAGUCACAGCCAUAAAAUUGCCUGCAGGCUUCUUGCUCAUGCUCAGUGCCAGGCCUAGAUUUUGUUACUUUGUGUUUGACACGUGCAGGAUGAUUCAGAUAAAAGCCAAGGGUUCUGUUAAAAACAAAUGAAACCCCCACAGGAAAUCAUCCAAAGGAAUAGUGGGAUGAACACAACCAAAUGUUUUGCUCUUGAUUUUGUCCACGCCUUUGUGGGUAGCGUUGAGUUCAGUUUCUGUGCUUGGCAAAGGUUCCUUCAGCCUGUCCAGAAAUCAGUGUACAUUCAGGGCCAGCAAUUGCUGCACUCCAAGUAUUUUUGUCAUGUAUUGGGUCUCUUAAAGCCUUUUGUCUAAAUGAGUCAGUAGAGGCCGACUUAGCACAGGCAAAAUUCCCUUCCCACCUUCUCCUCACGUUCAGAGGCUUUCAGACUCUCAGUACACAGUGGAAAAAAAAGCCUGAUUUGGAUGUUUUAUGGAUUUUCCAAGUUCUUUACACAUACAAAUAAAACUUUAUAUAGCAGUGAUGAAUUUCUAAACACCAGAUAUGUAAUGGAUGCAGUGUAUCUUUUUAUGGAUAAGAAGGCUAGAGCAGGGCUGCAGACCUGCAUAUUUUGAAAAUGAAAUAUAUAAUUAUUCUAAAAGGUUGUACACCUCUAAUUUAAGACAAUGAAUUGGUCUAUUGUUCAUAACAGCUUUUUAUGGAAAUACUGUUUGUCACGUGUUCAUAGAGCUUUCACAAUUACUGACAGAAUGGAUGGAAAGUGACUAGUUUCUUUAUACAGACACCCCUUUUAUUUUUUGUUCUUAAAAAGUAAUCUACCUCUUUAAAAUUUGUAGUUUAAUACUUGUUUGGUGAAUUUGUGCCACUUUAACUUUCACUUUCACUAUCAUUCCCAUUUUGUUACAUUUCUGUUAUGGGGACUUUAUGUUGAAAUAUUGUAUAAAGCAUUUGUAGCAAGUUAAAAAAAUAAAAUAUUUAAAAUUAUUUAAAUUGUUUUGGACACUUCAAUUGUACUAUAUGUGAUUUACAUUUUACAUUAAUUUCAUUUUGUUUUCAUUUUGGGUUGUUAAUCUUGGAGCAUGUUCCUGUAUUAAAGUUUGCUGUUAGUUAUAUUGUUUCUUCUAUUGGAGAGUGAUAUAAAGACUAUUCUAAUGAAAACAUUAAAAAUUGCAAUUUGACAUAAAAGUGGGGUUGUCCUUGCUUUUGAACGUUGCUGGAGGGCUGUGAAUGCAGGUAAGGCUGAAGAGGGAUUUUCCUCCUCCCUGUGCCACCCAUCCUGUGCUGAGUCCGUGGUGUUACAAGCACUUAAUGACCAACUAGAGGAACUGUCAUGACACAUUUUCUAAAACCAAUAAAGUCAACUUUUUAAAAACUUGGGGGAAACUUGCCUUUUGUGUGGGAAAUAGAUGUGCCAGGAAAAAUGAAACAAUGCACAUCUAGGAGGAGUUAAAUGUAAUUGCAUUCUUCACUUGUGUCCCCCCAGAUCAGUGACAUGAGUUUAUACCAAUUGGCCACUUCUGACUUAGCUUGAGGAUUUUAGUUUUUAAUUGUGGACACAGCUAAUAAAUUUAUUUAAAUGAAAAUGACAUACACUAUUUCAACUUCUGAUACUAUAGCUUUCUGGUUUUCUGAUACAGUUUUCUACUUUUAUAUGCUUUAAACUUGUUAAAUAGUUCAAUUAAAAAAAAAAUACAUGCUAA
Sturnus vulgaris (Common starling) is the source of this 8869-nucleotide messenger RNA. NCBI's taxonomy places the organism in Eukaryota, Metazoa, Chordata, Aves, Passeriformes, Sturnidae. The record is from RefSeq and is a predicted model, not a curated record.